UCAACGCUGUAGGAGCGUAGCUGCGCAGCGUAUUCAGUGCGCGCUUGUCUGGCGAGCAAGUUUGGUUGGUUUACACGAAUACAAGAUGGCCUACCACUUGAGAUUUGACAAGGGAAACCUUGCAAUGCAAGCGGUCGUGCUAUUCGUUGUUUUUCUCAGCUUUUCGCCACUUAUGACGCAUCAGCAAGAGUACAAAGUUGUUUAUAAACAAAUCCCUGAUAACAGAGGAACGGAAUUCGUGGUGGGAUUCCUCCAGCAGUUCCGAAAGGAGUUAGACGGUGCUACGAGGCUCUUCAUCACGUCCGAUUACAACACGCGCGCGGUCAUCAAAUCGCGCGAGACAAACGUUAGAAAGGAAAUUGAAAUCAAAUCACGUGAACUGUAUCCCGUCGACUUUCCGACGUCCGUGCGCAUGCGUGGCACGGCGAUCGAGGAGAAAGGCAUCCAUAUCAAGGCAGACGCGGAAAUCGUCGUGUACGGUUUGAAUAUCAAGAAAUUCACGACAGACGCAUACCUUGCACUGCCGGUCGAUAUUCAGAGCACAAAGUACAUUAUACCAUCGUUCACGCCGAGUUAUACGUCAUUGAUAGGAAUCAUCGCCAUCCGCGACCGCACGACGAUCUUUGUAACAUUCCAGUUCGCUGAUCGUCGGUCAUCGUUCAGAUUCCGCGGGAGAAAUUACAGGCACAGGGACACCCUAUCCGUGACUUUGAACAGUCUUCAGUCUUUCCAAAUUUCACACACCAAAGAUAUGUCGGGAACCCGUAUUUUCUCAACAAAACCAAUUUCCGUGUUUUCUGGGAACGAGUGCGCGAAUGUUCCCACCGAUAAAGGAUAUUGUGAUCAUUUGGUAGAGCACAUCCCCCCCGUGAACACGUGGGGACAACGGUUUAUCACCGCCCCCCUGGCUGGUCGUCGCGGUGGAGACUUCUUCAGGAUCAUGGCUGCAAAUCAGAGCACUGAUGUUAGAAUCAAUGGAAAAUAUAUUGAUACCCUGGGUGAAGGAAAAUUCAUUGAAGUCGACGUAUCAUCUGAUCGCUAUCAGUAUAUUGAAACAAGCAAACCUUGUCUCGUUGUACAGUUCAGCAAAGGCCAGCGAGUUGACAGCACAUACACCGACCCCUUCAUGGUAAUGAUUCCGCCCGUUGAACAGUACACAGCGCAGUACACCAUUUCCACGCCAGAUCAGAAUGAGAAGUAUUUCCAUAGCUACAUCAACAUCAUCAUAGACACGAAGGAAAUCGACGGGCUCCGAUUGGACGGCAGGUCCCUCCGUGAAGAGAAGUGGGUACCAGUCUGGGGCACAACCCACUCGGCCGCGCAGAUCGCGGUGACGUUCGGCGUUCAUCGAGUGAUGCACGAUUCCCCGAUCGUACCCUUCGCUGUUUUCCUCUACGGCUACGCCCGAGCAGAUUCGUACGGUUACCCGGGCGGGCUACGAUUGGCCGAUCUUACAUUGGACUGUGUGCCAGGGAACCCUGGGGAUGGCUUGGACAAUGAUUGUGAUCGAAGGAUAGACGAGGAAAUCAAGAACUACAUUGAUGAUGACGAUGAUGGACUUAUCGACGAGGAUUUGGUAACAGAACCGCCACGAAUCAUCCUGGAUCUAGACACGGUCAUUCUGAACGGGUGUCCAGCUGAUGUAAUAGGAAAACUCCAAGAACCGACCGUUAUCUCGGCGCCCCUGUGCACCAGUAGAGGACCAUUCAAAUUGUCGUUCGUCGACAAUGUGGUGGAAAAGGAUUGCGUGCAGUACAUCGACAGAAUGUGGCUCGUGCGGGACGGCUGCGGAAAUCUCGCGAAUGUCACGCAGGAGAUACGAAUCAGGAGGCCGGAAAUGAGCGUGACUUUCCCGGAAGAUGUUCGAGGAAAAUGCCAUUUGGGCGAGGAUUUGUCUGAGGUGGGCGAGCCUAAGGUGAAAAUGAGCUGUAGGGACGAUCGGUUUUCGGUGAAGUAUCGGGAUAGCCCGGCAUUGGUCGAGUGCAUACGACGCGGAAGAACCAUAGGCAGAGAAUGGACGGUGAAGGCAUCGUGUGGUAGUGUUAUCAAAGACAUACAGAAACUGUUGCCUGAUGUUACUCCCCCGAAAGUCAGCUUCGUCGGCAAACUGCAGUAUAGCGUUAAGAGAGACUUUAGAAUCAACUGGAACGCCAGUGAGGAAUCUACGUUCGAGUGCUCUUUGGAUGGACCGAACAAUCCACGUCCUUGCGGAAAGGGUUGGGAAGGCACGUUUUCGAAGCGUGAAUUACGAGACGGGAAAAAUGUGUUCUGGGUCCGAGCAACUGACAAGGCGGGCAACACUGGCGGGUAUAUAAGACAUCCAUUCCAAGUCGAUAACACUGGUCCGCGACUAAGUUUCAUACAGCCUUUAGCAUCGCUAAGCCGGGGACCUUUGGCAAUCAAAUGGAGGUCUAAUGAAAUGGCAAGAUUUAAAUGUGGUCUGAAUCCGGACAGAUUGGAGCAGUGUGGUUCAGGAGUAGAGGGGAAAGACUACAGAAGAGACCUACAGGAUGGUUCUUACAACUUCUAUGUCGGAGCCGUCGAUAAAGUUGGCAACGAGGCCAGGUUUAUAAGACACACGUUCAGAAUAGAUUCUACACCACCUCGUAUAAAGUUUGGUAAAACCAACCGACCUACUCUCAACUCCAGAGUGGACCUCCCCAUUCUAUCAAAUGAAAUUGCGAACUUUUCCUGCUCUAUUGAUGGUCAGGAAUACGUGGCCUGUGGUACGGGCCGGCAAGGAAGAUUUAGAGCACAAAAUCUGGCAGAAGGUCCCCAUGAGCUGAGAGUAAAGGCUAAAGACGAAGCAGGAAAUGUAGCCGAUCCGAUUUCUCUCAGAUGGAAUUCCGACAAAACAUCACCUAACAUCCUCUUUACCCCCGGAUUGCCGACCAAAUUCCGGGAGAAACCCAAAGUGACCUGGACCUCAACGGAAUAUGCCAGGUUCGAAUGCGCCCUCAAUGACAACGUGCUGUUCAACGACUGCGGAAGAGGGACACAGGGCAUGUGGACCAAGGAGCGGGUACCCGAGGGUAUUCAUGAUUUCUAUGUUCGCGGCAUCGACCGACACAACAACGUUGGCCCAACUGAGAGCUUCAGGUUCUCGAUAGAUAACAAGUACCCAAUUGUCUAUCUUAAUCGACCUCUUCCUUCAACGACUUCUACCCCAACAGAAACGUUCAGAUGGACUAGUAAUGAGUUUGCCGAAUUCCAAUGCGCUGUUGACGACGUUACAAACUUCCAAGAUUGUGGCAGUGGCACGAAUGGAGACUUUACAACACCGUCAUUGGAUAACGGACCGCAUACAUUCUUCUUGACGGCAAAGGACGAAGUUGGAAAUGUUGCUCCAAGGCUGAGUCACUCUUGGGAUAUCGAUAACGUUGCACCAAUAUUGAGGUUUACUGGAGAACUCCCGAACAAUGUGAAUAAAAACAAGCAGAGAUUUUCAUGGACCUCUUCAGAAUACGCCAGGUUCAGAUGUUUCAUUGAUUCUGAGGUACAGUCUGAAUCGUGUGGAUCUGGAAAUGGAGGAAGCUGGACCUCUAAUGAAUUGACUGAUGGCGAACAUACGUUUGGAGUAUUUGGAACAGAUGAGCAUGGAAAUCAAGGACCUGUUAUUCGACACACUUGGAAAAUUGACACCAAAGCUCCCAAAGUACGCCUCGAUAAAGUACCGGAAACGAUAAAUACGCCAAGGACUAAGUUUAGUUGGAAAUCAAGCGAGGAAUCUAAGUUCACGUGCGCGUUAGAUGACGGUGAGGGAGAAGAGUGUGGCGAGGGGACGGACGGGGAAUAUCUGUCGCCAACUUUGGUUGAUGGUGAACACGAGUUCAGGUUGUUGGUUGAGGAUAAUGUCGGUAAUUUGGCGCCAUUGAUACGCUCGAGUUUCAACGUAGAUACCAGCCGUCCGGUGAUAACAUUCGACAAACCCGACCCCACCACCCCCGAGAAGGAUCUUGCUGUUACGUGGAAGUCCUCUGAGGAUGCGGAGUUCGAAUGUGCGGUGGACGACCCCACGCAGUACGAGGAAUGUGGCAUGGGAAAGACGGGUGGAUUCCAGAAAGAUGAUCUUUCAGAUGGCGAGCAUAAACUGUACGUCAGAGGAAAAGACGAUGUGGGAAAUGUUGGUGAACCGAGCAUAUACACUGUCACUACAGAUCGAACACCGCCUACGGCCAGAUUUACAGACGACUUUAAAUCACCUUCAAAAAAUGCGGCAGAUACGUUUACUUGGAGUGCAAAUGAGCCAGUGACAUUCAAAUGUAAAGUUGACGAACGAGAGGAGACCGAUUGUGGCGAGGGAACUAAUGGUCAGCUCAGAAUGCCACCAAACUUGCCUGAUGGUAGACACGUUUUCCAGGUUAGACCAAUUGACAAAGCAGAAAACGAAGGACGAACAUUGGAAAGAAGAUGGGUGAAAGAUACAAGUCCUCCUCAUGUUUCUUACCUCAGCACACCUCCAAAACGGUCUAAAGACGCCGUAACAUUUAAGUGGUCUUCGACAGAACCAGCGGAGUUCGAGUGUGCUCUUGAUGACACGGCAAAUGCCGACUCCUGUGAAAAAGGUUCGUUAGGCCAAAAAAUACUUACAGGGCUUCCCAAAGGUGACAGAGUUUUCUGGGUCCGUGGAAAGGACGGAGCUGGAAAUGUUGGAGAUUUUGUGCCACAUCGGUGGACUGUAGACAUUAAUCCACCUGAUAUCGAGUUCACGGGCGACUUGCCCGCAUUCUCGAAGAAGACCAUUCCUUUCUCGUGGAAAUCGACCGAGGAAUCGAAAUUUGAAUGUGCCGUCGACGAUAUGGCAAACUUCGCCCCGUGCGGCCGAGGUAUGAGAGGGAGUCGAACGCUACGAGAUCUCACCGAAGGACCACACACAUUCUAUGUCCGCGCCAGAGACUCUUUAGAUAAUAUUGGGACACCAAUAUCACACUCUUGGACUGUCGAUUCCACUCCUCCCCGGGCCGUUGUCGAUCCCGUUGACUCGAUCGUGGGCACCCCGCGUGUCACGCUCUCGUGGAACGCCAACGAACAAUCAAAGUUUUAUUGCGCAAUCGGUGACGUCGGAAACAUCAUAGAAUGCGGGCAAGGAAAUACGGGAAGUUGGACAACGCCGUAUUUGAGACGAGGUCCACAAAAGUUCUGGUUGAUUGCUGAGGAUUACCACGGCAACAGAGCCGAGCCCGUUUUAGUCACCUGGACCGUCGAUAACAAGGCUCCGAUCGUGACAUUCUCCGCGGACUCCACCACCAAAAGCACAACGGGAGCUCCAAGUUUUUCGUGGACGUCUGACGAGCCGGCGAAGUUCCAGUGCGCCAUCAAGGGAGUGACCGCGUUCGAAGACUGUGGAACUGGGACGAGUGGAACGUGGAGCAAGACCAAUGUCCCGGAUGGUAAACGAACUUUCCUCGUCCGAGCCCGUGACGACUUCGGAAACCAGAAUGAUCCAUACAGUUUUCCAUUUGACGUCGAUACCACACCUCCUACUGGCUUUGCGGUCACAGGGCCCCCAAGGCGAACGAACAAGCAACGUGCGACAUUCAAAUGGCGAACAAGCGAAGACGCGAACUAUGACUGUCUCCUUGACCAGAAUGACCCGGUGAAGUGUGGCGCGGGAGAGAACGGGGUUUUCACGACGGAGCCUCUCCCUGACGGGGAGCACGACUUCUCGGUCGUCGCCACUGACAAUCUUGGAAACAAAGCUCCAAUUUUUGACUCAAAAUGGACUGUUGAUACCGCCGGUCCGAGGCUAACUUUCUCGGAUAAUCUCCCAACACACACUCUCUCUAAUCCGUGGUUCAACUGGACCUCAGACGAACCCGCUGACAGGUUCCAAUGUGCCCUGGAUGAUCCAACCAACUGGGAAUUGUGUGGUAACGGAAAAACCGGCCUAUGGCAGCAGUACAAUGUACCAGACGGCCCACAUAGGUUCUUUGUACGAGGCACGGACGAUCUUGGCAACACUGGACCUGAAAUAUCGCAUCCAUUCACUGUUGAUUCCACUCCUCCGAGGAUAAGCAUAACAACCCCGCCUGAUACAUCCUCAUCCACACCAACUAUUAGAUUCAAAGCCACGGAAGAUGUUGAAUUCAAAUGCAGGUAUGAUGACGGUGAAGAGAUUGAUUGCGGAGAAGGUACCACGGGCUCGUGGACUGGGCGAAAUGUGCCUGAUGGUCCUCGUAAGCUUGUUAUAAAAGCCAAAGAUGAAGUUGAUAAUGAGGGAAUAUAUACAUACACCUGGAGAAAAGAUUCCUCAGCCCCGGCGAUUACUUUCGAUCCUGAUCAACCUUCAGUUACACUAAGUACUCCAAGAUUUACGUGGAAAUCGAGCGAGCCCGCGCGCUUCGAGUGUUCCUUGGACGGGUUUGAAACAAAAGAAGAUUGUGGUUCCGGGACCUCCGGUUCCUGGCAGCAGUACAAGCCCGAUGGCAACUACAUUUUAUCCGUUCGAGGACAAGAUUUUAACGGAAACACUGGCACACCCUCUGAACACAACUUCAAAGUCGACAACACAGCGCCAAGAAUUCAAAUCGUCCAAUCUACAGACCUUGGAACGUCAACUCCUAAUAUCAGAUGGACGUCAGACGAAGACGUGAAUUUCGAAUGUGCACUUGAUGACGGCGAUUUCUUCGACUGCGGCAAUGGUAAAACUGGCUCUUGGGUCGGCCGUAAUCUGCUUGAUGGUCCUCAUAAGUUUGUCAUAAGAGGAAAAGAUCCCGUUCUUAAUACCGGCCAAAACACCUUCACUUGGAACAAAGAUUCAUCAGGCCCGGCGAUCACAUUUGAUCCAAAUCAACCCAAGAUUACAUUGCGAUAUCCCAGGUUCACGUGGAAAUCUAGUGAGCCCGCGAACUUUGAAUGCUCCCUUGAUGGAUUCACUCAAGACAUCCAACAAUGUGGCGCGGGAGAUACCGGAGCUUGGCAGAGAUCAAAACCAGAUGGAGAUUAUGAGUUAUCUGUGCGUGGAAGAGAUCGUAAUAACAACGUUGGUACUCCAUCUACCCACAGUUUCAGUGUUGACAACACAGCUCCUACGAUCCAAAUCUCAUCCAGGCCCAGGACGAACUCCUCUAAUCCUACCAUUGAGUGGACCUCCAGUGAGGAUGUGGAAUUUAAAUGUUCCUUGGAUUAUCGCACAUUCUUCGACUGUGGCGAGGGAGAUUCUGGAACGUGGACUGGUGAUAAUAUACCAGAUGGUCCCCACUCGUUUGUUAUUGAAGGCAAAGAUAAAACAGAAAACCGUGGUCGGCAUACCUUCACCUGGACACAAGACAGUGUACCACCACAAAUAGAGUUCAAUCAGUUUCCACACAGCUCAGAUACUUCACCACAAUUUGGCUGGACUUCAAGUGAACAAGCUAACUUUAAAUGCUCGUUGGAUGAUAGCGAAUAUGAAGCCUGUGGUGGCGGAUACGAUGGAAGAUGGCGAAAAGAGAACGUCCCUGGUGGAAGCCACAAGUUCUCCGUAAAAGCAACCGAUUCCAAUGGAAAUGUGGGAGGGCCUAUUGAGCACACGUGGAAUAUUGACGCCACUGGUCCAGUUAUUUCAUUAGAUGCUCCACGUUUGAGACGGAGAAGAGUGUUGUUCCAGUGGACAUCAAAUAAACGAGCUUAUUUCUAUUGCGCUAUUGACGAUCCUACCGCGUGGCGAUAUUGUGGGUCUGGUACGAGUGGUAGUCGACAGUUCUACGAUCUUUCCGAUGGUCGGCAUACAUUCUACGUUCGUGGUCGGGACAUGCGCAGAAAUACGGGUAGCCCAGCUUCGCGAACAUUUGAUGUGGAUAACACACCUCCAAAUGUUGAAAUAACCACAAAAACAACGGCUUAUAGCACCAGAGAUCCAUCGUUCACAUGGCGUUCGUCGGAAAACUCGACGUUCAAAUGUGCUAUCGACUCCACGCUGAACUAUAGGCCUUGUGGCGACGGUUUUAAUGGUGAAUAUACGGCAAGUAAUGUACGAGAAGGUCGACACGCUUUCUUCGUACAGGGAACAGAUAAAGCUGGAAACGUUGGUCCACAUGCUAGACACGUGUUCUCUGUCGAUACGACUGGGCCCCGAGCAUUUUUGACUAGCAAUGUCCCAGAAACCACGAACAAGCAACGACUGCGGCUCUCCUGGUAUUCCAACGAGAAAGCGAACUUCACGUGUACCGUUGACGACAAAACAGUCCGCUGCGGUUCUGGUUCCACCGGUCAAUUUACGACAGAGCCACUCUCCAAUGGACCCCAUAAGUUCGAGCUGAACCUGGUGGAUGAAUUGGGUAACAAAGGAACGCCUGUGACUGCCAACUGGGUAACAGACUCAAGCGGUCCAGUGAUCUCAUUCGAUCCCAAUCUACCCAUUGAAACCUCCAGAAAACCGACGAUGUCAUGGACUAGCUCGGAAUACGCGUACUAUGAAUGUGACCUUGACGGCGAGCAGAGAAUCCCGUGCGGUCAGGGUACAUCGAAGGAUAUGACCUUUGAAGUACGCAAAGGUCCCCACACGUUCUCGGUGAGAGGUACUGACAGAAAUGGCAAUGUGGGCGAAUGGGCUCGUCACACUUUUGAAGCUGAUGGAGACGGCCCAGUCAUAUCAUUCCCACCGGACACACCAAAGGUUACGAAAAGCAAUCCAACGUUUAGAUGGACAUCCUCCGAAGACGCCGACUUCAAAUGUGGUGUUGAUAACAGCUUUAACCUAGUGGAUUGUGGGGAUGGUGCUAACGGCAGGUGGACUGGGGAGAAUAUCCCGGAUGGGUCACACGUGUUCAUAGUUUACGGCACCGAUUCGUUUAACAAUAGAGGACCAUACGCGCAACACAGAUUUGAAGUCGACAACACCGUUCCUGUGAUCUCCUUCCGAACGAAUCCAACACCGACAAAUUCCAAGCCACAAAUAAGAUGGACAUCCUCGGAGAGUGCCCGUUUCCAGUGUUCACUGAAUGGACAAGAUUAUGAGGAUUGCGGAGAGGGAUUGAACGGAUUGUGGACCGGGGAAAAUGUUCCUGAUGGUAGACACACGUUCUCUGUGCGGGGUGUUGACAAAAAUAACAAUACCGGCGAACCUGCUCGUUUCAAUUGGAAUGUUGACAACGAAAGUCCUGAUGUCUCAAUAACUAGCAAUAAUCCAACGGCAACGAACGAUCCGAGACAGACAAUUACAUGGAGCUCAACCGAGCCGGCUACGUUCGAAUGUACCAUCGAUGGUAAGGUUGUAAGUUGCGGGUCUGGACUGAAUGGUAGAUAUACCACUCCCAUAUUACCUGACGGAGAACAUACGUUUUCUGUAAACGCUGUGGAUGGAGUCGGCAAUAAGGGUGAACCUCAGGUCGUGAAGUGGACAUCAGAUCGACGACCACCCGUCGUUGCAAUACGAGGGACAUAUCCUUCGAAAACCAGCGAUCCAACAUACAAAAUUACCUGGGACACAGAUGAAAAGGCUGAUUUUGAAUGCAAACUGAAUGGCAGAGUUGUGGAGUGUGGUAAAGGAACGAGGGGAGACUACACGACGGGUAACUUGCCCGAUGGAAGACAUACGUUUGAAUUGAAUGCUGUGGAUAAAGUGGGUAACAGGGGUUCACCGCAGUUCGUGAGGUGGACAAAAGACACAACUGGUCCCAUCCUUGAAAUAACGAGCAACAAUCCAUCGCGAACGAACAACCCGAGACAGACAAUAACCUGGGAGUCAAACGAGCCCGCAGACUUUGAGUGCAAACUGGACGACACGGUUGUGAACUGCGGAUCCGGUGAAACCGGGGGGUACACCACGCCUAACCUGCCUGACGGUAACCAUAAGUUUGAAGUUACUCCUGUGGAUGGAUUGGGUAACAAGGGGGCGCCUAGAGUUGUAACGUGGACUACAGACAAACGAGGGCCGGGAAUAACAAUAACAAGCAAUAAUCCCCCCAAGACUAGCGACAGAAGACAAACCAUCACGUGGACGUCAAGUGAACCAGCCAAUUUCGAGUGUAGGGUUGAUGGCCGCGUUGUGAAUUGUGGGAGAGGAACUACUGGCCAAUAUACUACAACCAGCUUGCCCGAUGGUCCUCAUUCCUUUGAAGUGAAUGCUGUGGAUUCCUUGGGUAACAGGGGAACAGAACAGAGAGUAAGGUGGUCAACAGAUACAAGAGGUCCUAGAAUCCAAAUAACAAACCAAGUCCCGCGCGAGACAAAGAACAAACAAACAAGAAUUACCUGGUCUGCCGACGAGAAAGGCACGUUCAAGUGUACGCUCGAUGAUGUCGAAGUCCCCUGUGGGGAUGGCACGGAAGGAGAUUAUACAACGCCAGAUCUGAACGACGGAGAACACACGUUCACCGUGGAGUCGGUUGAUAAGGUUGGAAACAAAGGCGAUCCAGUCAGUGUACGAUGGAAUACUGAUUCAACGGCUCCAGAAAUAACAUUCCCCUCGUCCCUUCCCGUCAAGACUAGCUCGAGUCCUCGGGUGACCUGGACUAGUUCUGAAGAUGCCGUCUUUGAUUGCGCCUUGGAUGAUAAAUCGAGAAAUGUCAGGUGUGAUACUGGAACAUCUGGUAGAUGGAACGGGCUGAAUAUCCCUAAUGGUCCUCACACGUUCUGGGUGCGCGGCACGGAUAACCGUGGUAAUGUUGGAGACUGGACACCAUACAUCUUUGAUGUCGAUUCUGUUGGUCCAGACAUAACAUUCGAUGAACAGCCGAAAAACACGCGAAAUAAUCCAACGUUCACGUGGUCAUCGUCCGAGCCCGCGACAUUCAAAUGCCGCAUGGAGAACAGCUUUAACGAGGUGGAUUGUGGGGAUGGGGAGACCGGCGCGUGGACUGGAAACAGAGUUUCGGAUGGUCCGCAUAAAUUAAUCGUGUAUGGUGUGGAUGAGAUGAACAACAGGGGACCUGUGUCCGAAUUAGAUUUCAAUGUUGAUGCAACUGGACCCGUUAUCACACUCCCCCCUGACACCCCGACUGUUACAAAGAAAAAUCCAUCAUUCUCGUGGAAAUCAUCUGAACCUGCCGAAUUCAAAUGCGCUGUCGGCGAUGGUCGCGUGAACUUCGUUGAUUGCGGGAAAGGCACGAGCGGCACGUGGACAACGGACAACGUCCCAGAUGGUCCCACUAAGUUUAAAGUUUAUGGCGUGGAUGAUAUGAAAAACAGAGGGCCAAUAACUGAGCAUACAUUCACUGUUGAUAAUAGCGGUCCCACCGUAAGGUUUGACGAUGCUGAAAGUGUAACUGGAAGAAACCCACAAUUCACGUUCUCCUCUGACGAAGAUGCAGAUUUCGAGUGCUCUCUUGAUGGCGGUGAUUACGAGGAGUGCGGACGCGGACGCAGCGGUGAAUGGAAUGGUCAGAAUAUACCGCAUGGCAGACAUCGGCUAUCCGUGAGAGGGAGAGAUAGUAAUAACAAUCUUGGUGAACCAGCGCAUCAUAGUUUCAAUGUUGAUUCAGUUGGACCAUCGAUUUCCUUCCGUCCUAACCAACCAACUCUGACACGAGGCAACGUAACGUUCCAAUGGACGUCGUCUGAAUCAGCCAAGUUUAAGUGCCGCAUUGAUGACGAUCGCUUUGAAUUCAUGGAUUGUGGUGAAGGUACUAGCGGUCAGUGGACUGGACGAAAUAUACCUGAUGGCGAAUUCAAGUUUGUGGUUUAUGGUACAGACGAUCAAAACAACAGAGGACCAACAGCUGGGCAUAAGUUUACCGUUGAUUUAUCCCCGCCUCAGAUAACAUUCUCAGGUGACCUUCCGGAGACAACAGGCAGAGACCCAACACUUUCGUGGUCCUCGACAGAAUACGCAACGUUCGAGUGCAAACUAGAGGAUGGUGUGAUCUUUAAUUGUGGUAGCGGUGAGCGUGGCUCGUGGACUGGAAGCGACCUGAGCGAUGGCUCCCACUCGCUGUCAGUACGCGGUACUGAUAGAUUGGGAAAUACAGGUCAAUUUAUUUCAAGAUCAUGGGUUGUUGAUGAAAGCGGUCCAAGGCUACGUUUUGUGGGAGAAUAUCCUACUCGAUCGAGAAGACUGCCUCGCAUUCGCUGGACCUCGAACGAAUAUGCAUAUUUCGAGUGCUCGCUGAACGACGCCGAUUACACACGAUGUGGCAGUGGCAUGCGGGGAAGCUACACCCAGAAUGAAAUUCCAUCUGGUUCGCACAGAUUCCGAGUACGAGGACGUGAUAACAAGGGAAACGUUGGGGAGCCCAUUUCGUUGAGCAUUGAAAUAGACACGAUUUCACCAACCAUCAAACUUUUGCCACCGCUGCCCAGCAAGACAAAGGAGGCAUCAUGGACAUUCACAUGGAGCUCGGACGAAAUGACGAAUUUCACUUGCGCAGUUAACAGUUUACGAUAUCGGCAGAAGUGUGGCUUCGGCAUGAACGGUCGCUUCACGACGGAACCGCUUCCCGAUGGUCGGCACAGGUUCUACCUUCUGGGGGAGGACGAAUUAGGGAAUAAUGCUAAAGUGGUUUCGCACAGAUGGGAAGUUGACAAAACCAAACCGGAAGUCGAGUUUCUACCAAACCAGCCUACAGUCUCUGACGCUGACAUCACGCUCCUAUGGAAGACCACAUCAAACAAACCUGCGGAGUUUGAGUGCGCGUUGGACAAUGUGAGAUAUAUGAGAUCGUGCGGCGCAGGCACAACAGGGUCCUGGACAAACAACAGCGUCCCGGAUGGAGAUCACACGUUGUAUGUUCGAGCUAAAGAUUCAUUUGGUGAUUAUGGUCAAAUCAAGUCACACAGCUGGAAAGUUGACACUAAAGUUCCCCAGGUGAGGCUGAUCGGUAGACCUCCCAGACGUUCAACCUACGACACAGGGUCGUUUUACUGGUUGUCUGACGAGCACGCGAACUACGAAUGUGCCGUCGACCUGGCCGAGUCUGGGACCUCGUGUGGCAGUGGUAUGCGAGAGAACUGGAUAUCACCCAAACUGGAUGACGGAAAACACGUGUUCUAUCUCUUUGCAACAGACAACAACGGAAAUCAAGCGAACCCUGUGGAGUACAGAUGGGAAAUUGACACCAAGCCGCCGAUAGUGACAUUGGAUGAAAACACGGAACGCGUUUCAGCCCACAACAUCACGUUGAAAUGGAGGGCAAACGAAAACGCGAUAUUCCAAUGUGCUGUGGACUCCAUUUUCGACAACAGGGAUUGUGGAGCGGGUCGAUCCGGUGAGCUAAAAUUGAAAGAUCUGUCAGAUGGUUUUCAUACGGUUUGGAUCAAAGCGGAGGAUGUUUUGGGCAAUGUUGCUCCUUGGACGAAACACACUUGGAGAGUCGAUUCCAAGCCUCCAGAGCUUGAUUUUACAUCGAAUCUUCCCGAUAAAACUGGCGGCGAUGUGUCGUUCUUCUGGCGAGCUAAGGAGUCCACGAAGUUCAAAUGUGGCACCGACCCGAACAAUCUUGUAGAUUGUGGUGUUGGACACUCGGGCAACUCGUCUAAAAAGAAUUUGACGGAUGGCGCCAUAUACCGCAACACAACUUUUAUGUUGAAGCUACGGAUGAGUUUGGAAAUACUAUAA
Messenger RNA from Dendronephthya gigantea, 13474 nucleotides. RefSeq lists its product as uncharacterized. The coding region runs from base 86 to 13474 and encodes 4462 amino acids. Lineage: Eukaryota; Metazoa; Cnidaria; Anthozoa; Malacalcyonacea; Nephtheidae. The record is from RefSeq and is a predicted model, not a curated record. The transcript has 51 exons.